Molecule: messenger RNA, 576 nt
Organism: Beauveria bassiana ARSEF 2860
Lineage: Eukaryota; Fungi; Ascomycota; Sordariomycetes; Hypocreales; Cordycipitaceae
Product: 37S ribosomal protein S12
Exons: 2
Coding region: 1-576 (191 amino acids)
Biological process (GO): translation
Cellular component (GO): ribosome; small ribosomal subunit
Molecular function (GO): structural constituent of ribosome
Source: RefSeq, a predicted model, not a curated record
AUGGUCGGUUUCAUUGUGCGGCACCUUUUUUCGCCCGCCGCCCGUCGGCCCUUGCUCUCCGCUGCCACGACGACCUCUUCCCUCCUCACACCUUUCCGCUUCGCCGCCGCCGCCGCACCACCAACAGCCUCACCCAUCCUCGCCGCGACGACUGCCUGCUUUUCAACCACCGUCCCUCGCCCCGCCACGCUGAACCAGGUCCUGCGCGGCAUCCGCAAGGGCAAGCGCGCGCGCCACGCCGUGUCCCCCGCACUCGCCAACACGCGCUGUCCGGCGCUCAAGGGUGUCUGCCUGCGCGUCGGCGUCGUGCGGCCCAAGAAGCCCAACUCGGGCGAGCGCAAGACGGCCCGUGUCAGGUUGUCGAGCGGCGCCAUGGUCACGGCCUACAUACCCGGCGAGGGCCACAAUAUCCAGCAGCACAGCGUGGUGCUGGUGCGCGGCGGGCGUGCGCAGGACUGUCCCGGUGUGCGGUACCACCUUGUCCGCGGGGCGCUGGAUUUGGCUGGUGUAGGUACCCGCGCGACGAGUCGAAGCAAGUACGGCACAAAGAAGCCGAAAAAGGCCACCAUUGGUUAA